GGGGAGGGAGACGAACCCCUUCCUCAGACCCACCUCUCCUCCCCAGCAUCCUCACCUCGACCGCGCAUCUCCUCCGGUGGGGUUUGAUGAAUUCCCAAGAUGGGGAGCCUUUUUCUGCCACAACAAAAUAAUCACGGUGAUAAAAUCAUCCCCCGUGGAAGCGCCUCCUUUUGGCAAGGACCCUUUUCCCAGUUAUAAUAAUCAUAAUCAUCGUCUCAUCCCCUAUGGAAGCAUCCUCUGCUCUGUCCCUCACUCUGACCCACCCAGAGAGGUGACAGGCCCUGGCCCUCCUCCCUGUAGAUCCAAAAGGGAAAAUAAGAUGGAUUGAUCCCGGUGUGUGGAUGCAGGGGGUGGCUGUGCAGCUCAUCCCGUACCAUGGAGAAGUUCGGGGCAGCACUGUUAUCUAUGGGGUGCUCCCAACCAGCGUGAUCUUCAGAUGGGGGUUAUUUGAUGGUAAAAGCCCCACGCUGGGCUCUGCCAGCCCCCUGGGAGAUGCUUCCUGUUGGGUUUUAUCUCCUGGGGUAACACCAGUGCAUGGGGUCAUCCAGAUCCCCCGUGAGCCAUGAGAUGGAGCGAUGCUCCCACUUGAAAUGUGCCCUGAUGGGGCUCCAGGAUGAAUGCUGCCUUCAGCCCGGCUAUGCUGGGGAUCCUGACCUGCCCCCCCAGCGCUAAGACUUCUGCAUGGCCUCAGGGCCACAGGCAGCAUCACCGCCCUGCCUGAUGCAUUUUAGCGUUUAGGCUUCCACUUGCAGGCUCUGUGUUUGCAGCCCGCCCCAUCCUGGCAGCAGGGAAAGGCUGCAAAACCUCCGUGUCCCUGCAAACACCGCGUCUCGCGGCGAGAUCAGACAAAUCACUUAAUUGAUUUUUUUAUUAUUUUUUUUUCCCUCCCUUGCCUGCCUCGUCCUGCCGCCUCCUCGGAGGUUCGUCUCUGCAGGGCGGUCGGCGGGCAGCGGGCACGGGGCAGGCUGGCAUCUAGCGACUGGCACCGGUAAUGCAGAGCGGGGCCCGGGGGAUGGAGGGCAUUUCGGGCGGUGCUGCAGGAUGCCCGGUGGCGAAGCUCGGUUUGGGACGCGUUUGGUGUGGUCUCCACCCCUGGGGUCUGAACCAAAACCCACCAGGACCUGUGACCCCACAGCCUGCGGUUUCCCCUAUCCCUCCCCAGACCGUCCACGAUGGGAUCGGUGGGAACGGAGCACCUGAAGGAGCUGAGCCCGAUGGCGACACCCGAAGGCAACGUGGUGAUGAGCUUCAGCUUCGACAGCUACCAGCUGGAGGAGGAUGAGCUGCAGCGGGGCAGCCAGGCCAAGGGCGUGCUCACCUUCAUGGAGCCGGUUUCUGAAGACCCCGAGCCACAGGACCGAUACCACGGGAUCUACUUUGCCAUGCUGCUGGCUGGCGUUGGAUUUCUCCUUCCAUACAACAGCUUCAUCACCGACGUGGACUACCUGCACCACAAAUACCCAGGGACCUCCAUAGUCUUUGACAUGAGCCUCACCUACAUCCUGGUGGCCUUGGUGGCCGUCAUCCUCAACAACGCGCUGGUGGAGCUGCUGAGUCUGCACACCCGCAUCUCCGUGGGCUACCUCUUUGCCCUGGGCCCCCUGCUCUUUGUCAGUAUCUGUGAUGUCUGGCUGGAGCUCUUCACCCGACGGCAAGCCUACGCCAUCAACCUGGUGGCUGUUGGGGUGGUGGCCUUUGGCUGCACAGUGCAGCAAUCCAGCUUCUAUGGCUACACGGGGCUGCUGCCCAAGCGCUACACGCAGGGGGUGAUGACAGGAGAGAGCACCGCCGGGGUCAUCAUCUCACUCAGCCGCAUCUUCACCAAGCUGCUGCUGUCAGAUGAGAAGGAGAACACUGUCAUCUUCUUCUUCAUCUCCAUCGGCAUGGAGCUGACGUGCUUCAUCCUUCACCUCCUGGUGAAGCGCACUCGCUUUGUCCGUUAUUACACCUCCUGCCCCCGCAAGGGCCACCCCGAGCCCUGCAGGGCCAGCGACCACGGGACGGGCUACCGCGUCCACCACGACGUCACUGCCGAGGACAUCAGAUUUGAGGACCGGCCGCAGGGACAGCUGGCAUCUCCCCAUGGCAGCCCGGGCCCUGAAGCUGAGCUGGCCGGCAGUGGUACCUACAUGCGCUUCGAUGUGCCCACACCCAAAAUCAAGAGGAGCUGGCCCAGCUUCAGAGCCAUGCUGCUCCACCGCUACAUCGUGUCACGGCUCAUCUGGGCCUACAUGCUGUCCAUCGCCAUGACCUACUUCAUCACUCUGUGCCUCUUCCCCGGGCUGGAGUCGGAGAUCCACAACUGCACGCUGGGGGAAUGGCUGCCCAUCCUCAUCAUGGCCAUCUUCAACCUCUCUGACUUCGUUGGAAAGAUCCUGGCUGCCCUGCCUUAUGACUGGAGAGGAACACACCUCCUUGUCUACUCCUGCCUCCGCGUCGUCUUCAUCCCUCUCUUCAUCAUGUGCGUCUACCCCAAUGGUCAGCCCACCUUCGGCCAUCCCGCCUGGCCCUGCGUCUUCUCCCUCCUCAUGGGCAUCACCAACGGCUACUUUGGCAGCGUUCCCAUGAUCCUGGCUGCUGGCAAAGUGAGCCCCGAGCAACGGGAGCUGGCAGGGAACACCAUGACCGUGUCCUACAUGACGGGAUUGACGCUGGGCUCAGCCGUGGCUUACUUUGCCUACAGCCUCACCAAUUUGUGAGGUGCUGGGGGUCUGCCUGCAGGCUGCAGUGGGCUGGGGGGAAUGCAAUGCCCUGGGUGCUGCCCACAGCCACUGCUAAGCAUCAAACUGAAAACAGAUGGUGUGUCUUACUUGGCAAAGAUCCCUUCUGUAAACCGCACUGCUGGACCAGGAACCCCAGCAGAUCCUUGGGAGAAAGGCUUUGGGUGACAGAAACACCACUCUCCCCCCACCAAAAAUGAGAGCCAUGCCUGCAGGGCACCUACAGCCCCACUGCCAGCCAGGCACUGCUGCAGGGUUCCCCCUCUGUUCCUUGCCACCACACCAGGUUUAGCAUUUCCUAACCAAUAAAAGCUUUUUGGUUUUGCCUUUAUA
Molecule: messenger RNA, 3053 nt
Organism: Meleagris gallopavo (turkey)
Lineage: Eukaryota; Metazoa; Chordata; Aves; Galliformes; Phasianidae
Source: RefSeq, a predicted model, not a curated record